GCGUCAGUGCUUGCGAGAUGCGUAAAAGUUUCGUAGCAGGUGGUAGAAGUGACUGUUCAUACUUACGCCAUGCAAGAUCCGUCUAGAGGAUAUUCGUUUGGGAUGGAUCCUUUAGCAGAUUACAACCCUUUUGCAAAUCCUUUUUCUAACAAUCAAACAACUGCAUCUUUGGACCAAAAACCCCAGGGGUCUUCUGUUCCUUCCACUUCUGCCGUUUCUGCUAAACAAGAGAAACAGCAACCCCAAAAGCAGACAUCUGAAUCGAUAGCUGAUUUCGAGAAGCGGCAAGAAGAGCUCGAGCGUAAAGCUCAAGAACUGCAAAGGCGAGAAGAAGAAUUUCAAAAUAGCGUACUAUUCAACGCUGCCAAGAAAGACAAAAACUGGCCACCAUUGCCCAGCAAGUUCUGCGUCGAACCAUGUUUUUAUCAAGACAUCAACGUUGAAAUCAAAGUGGAAUUUCAGCCAAUCGUCAGCAUGAUAUACUACAUCUGGAUAGCUCAUACUUGUUUAUAUGUACUGAACGUAGGAGGCUGCCUAGGCUUGUUUAUUCAAAUGGGCGAAGGAACAAUGUUUGGCUUGUCCAUUCUUUAUUGCUUCCUUUUCACGCCCGCAUCGUAUCUUUUUUGGUUCCGUCCUGCUUACAAGGCAUUCCGAUCAGACAAUUCGUUUAACUUCAUGGUGUUUUUCGUCUUUUUCUUCGCCCAAUUGGUUGCUACAGUUAUUCAAGCUGUGGGCCUUCCCAAUUUGGGUACCUGCGGCUUCAUUGUUGCUUUGGCUGCAAUUGGUAAUCAAGAAAGUCCCGGGGAUCUCGCUAUUGGAAUUAUAGCGUUGGUAAUCGCAUGCGGUUUUGGAUUGGUCGCUUUGGGCGAUUUCUUUCUUCUUGUCCGAGUUAGCCGCUUGUACCGCAGCACCGGAGCUUCCUUCUCUAAAGCUAGAAGUGAAUUCACGUCCGGAGUGAUGCGUAAUCAGCACGUCCGCCAAGCUACCAGUGAUGCAAUCAGCUCUGCUGUUCGAGUUCAGAUGGACAGUAUUGUGAACUAGAUAACGAGAUAAGCGAAAGAGUCUUUAUCUAAGAUUUUUUUCCUGGCCAGUCCAACAUGACCCGCUACUACAAUUCGAUUGUAUUCAAAUGUUAUACAUGCCCUGGCCCUAAUUAUAUAUGCAUUAACGACAUUUUCAGAUUUUCAAUGAAUACGGAAAUUAAAAUAUUACUUAUGCCUGAAUGGAGACGUUGGGUACGAUGCGCAUGAAUAAUAUUUCGGGAAAUUGGUGCAUUCUGCAAUAUACGUGGUCUAUUUUAA
Molecule: messenger RNA, 1301 nt
Organism: Daphnia magna
Lineage: Eukaryota; Metazoa; Arthropoda; Branchiopoda; Diplostraca; Daphniidae
Product: secretory carrier-associated membrane protein 2
Exons: 9
Coding region: 70-1041 (323 amino acids)
Biological process (GO): protein transport
Cellular component (GO): recycling endosome membrane; trans-Golgi network membrane
Source: RefSeq, a predicted model, not a curated record